Molecule: messenger RNA, 1221 nt
Organism: Naumovozyma castellii
Lineage: Eukaryota; Fungi; Ascomycota; Saccharomycetes; Saccharomycetales; Saccharomycetaceae
Gene: CDC73
Product: Cdc73p
Exons: 1
Coding region: 1-1221 (406 amino acids)
Source: RefSeq, a predicted model, not a curated record
AUGCUAAUGUUAUUUUCUCGAUACAAGACAACAGUAAUUGAAUAUAUUCCUCGGUGGUCAAUAGGGGAAGUGAAUAGGAUGACGGACUCUAUACUAUUACAAAUUAGAACAUAUCUAAAAGAUGGUGGAGAACUAAAGUUAAAAGAUGCCCAGGGGACGGACACGGAAGAUAUAACUGAAGCCAAGACGGUCUCACUCAAGGAUAGCGUGGAAUUCUCACUUGAUGAACCUACAGAAUUUACCAUUUCUGAUGCGAAAGUAGAUUUAAGGGUUAUUGUCCAUUGUUGGAUACACAAGGACUCCAGUGCUGCUGAUUACUUAGCAGAUUGUGAAAAGAGACAAUUGACUAACGUUUCCUUCUUGCAAAGAACCGAUUUAAUUAAUUGGUUAUCUGGUGCCUCAGAUACCUCUCAAUAUAUACUUGGUGAAGGGGAGACCACUUCUACAACAGGGGAUAAGCAGGCAACGGGUGGUAAUGAUCAUGCAAAUGCCGGAGCCACUAUGGCAGAUGACCCUGAAUUGGCAAAGAUUGUUUCACAUGAAAGAUCAUUUCUUGAUCAUAACAGUUCGCUUCGUGGUUCUAAGCCAAUUGAGUUUGGAUAUCUGAUUAAGGAUGCUGAAUUGAAGUUGGUUCAGUCAAUUAAGAGUUCUUUAAAAGGGAAAGGUUCUGGGAAGUCAUCCUCAUCAGGAACGCAUGGAAUCAAUAAGAAUGGUUCAGGGAGACCUGGAUCUGUGGCUAUCAAGGAUCCUAUUAUUCUAAUCCCAUCAGCUGCCUCAUCGAUAUUUACCAUAAAUAACAUCAAGAAAUUCUUACAGGAUUCUGAAUAUGUUCAUCCACAACAAAUAUCUAUUUCACAACAGAAUGAUCUGGUCACUGUGGAGAAAAAGUUUGAUCGUUUGACUAAACCGGUUAGAUUUAUUGUGGUGAAUAAUACAAGAAUGUUUACUAAACCGGAGUAUUGGGAUAGGGUGGUUGCAGUUUUCACAACGGGACAUACGUGGCAAUUUAAUACGUACCAAUGGAAUACGCCACAGGAACUAUUUCAACAUUGUAAGGGGUACUACUUCCACUUCGAUGGUGACAGUGUACCACAUCAUGUUCAACAAUGGAAUGUGGAGAAAGUGGAAUUAGAUAAAAAUAAGAGGUUUAAAGAUGUGGAAGUGGCACGUUAUUUCUGGAAUAGUUUAGAGAAGGAAUUGAUAGUAAGGGGCUUCCGCUGA